Molecule: messenger RNA, 1515 nt
Organism: Punctularia strigosozonata HHB-11173 SS5
Lineage: Eukaryota; Fungi; Basidiomycota; Agaricomycetes; Corticiales; Punctulariaceae
Exons: 4
Coding region: 53-1231 (392 amino acids)
Biological process (GO): regulation of alternative mRNA splicing, via spliceosome
Cellular component (GO): nucleus
Source: RefSeq, a predicted model, not a curated record
CCGCAAUCCCUUCAACGCUCACGGCGACUUGGACCAACCCGCCACGACUCCCAUGGACAUCCCCUCUACGCGGGAAAUAGAGCUGGAGACGCUCUUACGACAACGCGACCAGCAGCUCACGCAGCUCACCGAUGAUAUCACCCACUUGAGACAGUACCUGGCGACCCAGCCGGGUCCGUCGAUGACGAAUCCGGUGUCGCUGCCACCGGCGUUCAUCGCUGCUAUCCUCCCGAAGAUCAACAGUAGUGCGGCGUUGCCGUCGGGUACCACCCGCGCAUCGUCCAACCCGGCCGCGGGCGCGUCCGUCGCAGCGGCUAUCUCACAAAGGGCGAAGCUUCUGCAGGAAGAGAAUGACGAGCUGUAUGGGCUCUUACGGACCAGUGAGGUUGGCAAGCUGAAGGAGGAAGUGCGAGGACUGCGACGGGUCGUGACACGGCUGGAGAGUGCCUUGAAAGAGUCGCACCAAGUGAUUGUAUCGCUCUCAGCUGAGCUCGAGAAAUCACAAGACAGCCUUAUCAACGCGAACACUGUCCGCUCCGCGUACCAAAACGCGCCUGGGCCUUCCGCGUCGCGGAACUCUUACCGCCCCGGCGCCUCCAACGGCCCCACGACGUCCGCAUCAAACGGACACGGCAACGCUAGCAGCUCGAAGCCACCACCGACCGGUCCCCGCGGAGGGGCGCCGCCACCGCGCGCGCCGAAGAAACCACGCUUAUCCGAGCCCGCACAGUCGCCGGCGCUUGCGACGCCCACGCCCUCGACGAUGGGCCGGGCGAGUAGCUCUGGCGGACGGCGAUCGCCGUCCGUCGCCACCACGCGUCGCGAUGCCCGACCAGACUCGCGCGAGCGGGAACGCGAUCGCGAUUGGGACCGAGAACGAGGGAGGGAGCGCGGUCCGCGAGGGCGCUCGCGCUCGCCUGUGCGCGCGCAGGAGACGCGUGACCACGGCGGAAGCAUGGACGUCGACGUGAAUACGGCGAGGGCGCGGACGCCCGAGCGCGGUGUAUACGAGCGCGACCGGGUGCGGGACGGGCGCGAUCGGGAGAGAGAACGCGAGCGCGCGGACAGGCCACCCGUCGAGCGCGAGCGCGAUCGGGAGCGUGACCGGCGCCGCGGGGGCGGCCGGAGGGGGCAACGCGCAGUCAACGCGGCCGGCGGAGGGGGUGGUGGCGGCGGAGAUGCCUACCUCAACGGCGAUCGGACGUUGGCUCAGCGCAUGGGAUUAAAUUGACUGACAUCGGAAGGACGAUCUCACAUGCACGCAAUCGCUCCAAGUCUUCUUUGUGAUCGCACACACGCUCCGGCCCGUAGUAUUUUAUAUCUGGUGCGAUACUCAUUCUCUCAAUAACUGAUACGGGCUCCUCUCUCUCCUCUCUCUGGCUGUAGCACUAUAUUUGCGCUGACUCGCUUUUUUUUGGGUUGUAUCGAUAGUGUUUGUACUCGCGUUUGCUCCGCUUGCUUUCCUCGCACCGCUAUGCUAUCUCGUCGCUAAUAUCACUAUAUCAAUGGAAUGGC